This is a messenger RNA of Trichomonas vaginalis G3, 705 nucleotides long. RefSeq names its product nuclear chaperone required for maturation and nuclear export of pre-60s ribosome subunits. Gene Ontology annotation, cellular component: preribosome, large subunit precursor. NCBI's taxonomy places the organism in Eukaryota, Parabasalia, Trichomonadida, Trichomonadidae. Bases 1 to 705 code for a protein of 234 amino acids. The record is from RefSeq and is a predicted model, not a curated record. Gene Ontology annotation, biological process: ribosomal large subunit assembly; rRNA processing. Gene Ontology annotation, molecular function: ATP binding; ATP hydrolysis activity. The transcript has a single exon.
AUGAAGACAAAGUUUAGAAUAAUUGCUUUGUGCUCUUUAGAAGACAUCAACAAGAUUUCUGAGGCAAUUAAAUCAAGAUUCAACAUCAUUACGGUCAAGAAAUACACUAAUAAAGAAGUACAAGAAAUCACAGGAUUCUCCGAUAAUUAUGUUGAGAAAUUUGAUUUCCAUAAAUUGAUUCUAAUGAAAUCAAUCAUUGAAAAAAUCAAAACAAUCCACAGUAGGGAUCGCAACACUUCAGAAGAAAUUCCAAGAGAGAUAUUGGAAGAACAAGCAGCAAGAAUUGUAGGUAAAGAAGAUCCUGAACGUCAAAACGGCAUAACACCUUUGAAACUAGAAAAUGGUAUCUUGAAAUCCGAUAAUGAUUAUAUCCUUUCAUUUUCUUCAUCUGAUCUGACGAAAACAAACAUUGUUUUCACUAAAACAACUCAAACAAUGUGUGACAGAAUCUUCUCUGCUUUGUCGCUCGAUAUUCCAAUCAUUAUUCGUGGACCAUCAGGAACAGGGAAGUCAUUAGUUGCUGAUUAUGUUGCCAAUUUGAUGCAGGAUUUCGCUAAUAAGCAAAAUGUUAUCAGAAUCCAAUUAUCUGGAUCAACAACAGUUGAAGAUUUGUUUGGAAGAUAUUCAAUUAAAAAUGAUAAUGAAAGCAAUACUUUCGAUUACAUUCCGACAAAACUUUUCAAUGCUGUCAGUGAAAAAUCAUAA